Amphibalanus amphitrite is the source of this 4792-nucleotide messenger RNA. Its product is annotated as abscisic-aldehyde oxidase-like. The record is from RefSeq and is a predicted model, not a curated record. NCBI's taxonomy places the organism in Eukaryota, Metazoa, Arthropoda, Thecostraca, Balanomorpha, Balanidae. Gene Ontology annotation, molecular function: iron ion binding; oxidoreductase activity; FAD binding. Bases 131 to 4183 code for a protein of 1350 amino acids. The transcript is spliced from 25 exons.
UGUCGAGCGUCCGCGCGGAGCACCGCGCGCGGUCGGAGCGCGGAGACAGCUGGAGACAAACGGAGAACCAGGGGACGAACGGAGAGCACAGGAGACCACCGGAGACCACGGCAGCAGUGAGCGGUCAGCCAUGGCGGACUGCUGUCUUCCCGGCAGGAGGAAGGGGUCCGGGAAGGACUUCCCGCCUGGAAAACCUCCCAUCGAGACGGUCAGGUAUGCCAGCGAGGCUUCGAUAGAGGAGGACAUCGCGGCUGUCACGCUCGCCGUCAACAGCGAACAGCACCAAGUGCUGAGGCGGGACCUGCGCGAUGGCGGAGUACCCACGGAUGUCACCCCGACCACGACGCUGGCCGACUACCUGCGACAGUACCAACAGCUGCCCGGCACAAAGACCAUGUGUCGCGAGGGCAUGUGCGGCGCCUGCGUGGUCAACGUGACCUCUGUGAACCCGGCCACGGGUCAGAUGGAGAGCCGCGCCGUCAACUCGUGUAUGGUGCCGCUCAAGGCCUGCCACGACUGGAAAAUCGAGACGGUGGAGGGCAUCGGGAACCGUAAGGACGGCUACCACCCGGUGCAGGCGAGGCUGGCGCAGAUGAACGGUACUCAGUGCGGCUACUGCAGCCCGGGAAUGGUCAUGUCCAUGUACAGUCUGCUGAAGAACGGUGGGCAGGUUACCGAGGAGCAGGUGGAACAGGCGAUGGACGGCAACCUCUGCCGCUGCACCGGCUACAGGCCAAUCCUGGACGCCUUCAAAACGUUUAAAGUCGACGCCGACGAAAAAACAAAGAAAAUCGUCAGGGAUAUUGAGGAGGCGAGCGGCUGCCAUGGCAACAAGCGUGGCCCGUGCCAGUCGACCGGCUCGGCGUGCGCCGGCUGUCCGCGGGCGUCGAUGACGGCGGCCGAUGACGACUGGCGUCUGCCAACGUCGCUCCAACAGGCCAUCACCGACCUCGAGGCCAUGUCCGUCGGCGGCAAGACCAUCCGACUGGUGGCCGGAAACACUUCCACGGGCGUGCUGGACAAAUACGAGGCGCCGUCGGACGGCUACAUCUCUCUGCUGAAGAUCCCCGAGCUGCGCGUCAUCAAGCGGCCCGGCGAGAAGGCUUCCAAGUGGACUCCCCGCUGGCAGCUGCCUGGCGAGACUAAGGGCGCUGUGUUCGGCGCCGCCGUCACCCUCUCGCAGUUCAUCAAAGAGCUGGACCACCUCAGCGGAACUCCCGGGUACCGCCACUGCGCUCAGAUGGCCAAACAUCUCCGGGUGGUGGCCAACACGCCCGUCAGGAACGCCGCCACCUGGGCCGGCAACCUGAUGAUCAAGUACAAGCAUCGGGACUUCCCGUCCGAUGUCUUCCUGCUGCUGACUGCGGCCAAGGCCAAACUGAAAAUCGUUGAAGGCAAAAAUGCAGAGGAGAUGUCGGUAGAGAUGAUGUACAACAUCAGCAUGAAGAACAAGUUCAUCGUGUCCAUGACGCUGCCGCCUAUCGACGAAAACAAGUACAUCUUCAAGACGUACAAGAUCACUCCCCGUGCCAUCAGCGCUCACGCCUAUGUGAAUGCGGCCUUCGUGAUUCCGUUCGACACGGCUACGGCCAAAAUCACCGAGAAACCCACUAUCCUGUUCGGCGGCAUCAACGACAGAUUCGUGCACGCGACAAACACAGAGCGCUACCUGACAGGCCGCUCACUGAUGGCCGAGGCCACUGUGAAGGGAGCACUGACCACCCUCCUGGACGAGGUCGAGCCCCACCCGGACCCGGAGCACGCCGAUGUCGCCUACAGGAAACGACUCACAGGCAAUCUGCUCUACAAGGCGAUCCUGUAUACUCUGGGUGACCGUGUGCCGGUCCGCCUGAGGUCAGGAGGUGAUGACCUCACCCGCUCCACCAUGAAGGGAACCCAGGAGUUCGACACCGACAAGACGCUGUGGCCCGUCAACAAGGCUGUGCCCAAGCUGGAGGCGCAGAUCCAGACGUCGGGCGAGGCCGAGUAUGUGGAUGACCAGCCGGCCCUGCCCGGAGAGCUGUACGGACACUACGUGCUCAGCACCAUGGCAAACGCCAAAAUCGGCAGUGUCGACGCCUCAAAAGCACUGGCGAUGAAGGGUGUUCGAGGAUUCUAUACGGCGAAGGACAUCGUCGGCAAAAACCAGUUUAUUUCUCUCUCAAUUCUGAUACCGAUCUUCAGCAUCAACCCGCAGCUGAUCACACCACAACAGGUGUUCGCCGAGGACAUGGUGCGUUUCGCCGGUCAGCCGAUCGGACUGGUGGUGGCCGACACGAAGGCGAUCGCCCGCAGGGCGGCAGCACUGGUCAACGUGGAGUACACGCAGGUGGCAGCACCGGUCCUCACCAUCCGGGACGCCCUGAAGACGCAGCCAGACGGCAGGAGACAGAGCGCCUACUGCCCGCUGAACGUGGUGACCGGCGAUACAGACGCGGCGAUGGCGUCCGCGCCGCGGCGCGUGAAGGGCGAGUGGGAGAUGGGCGGCCAGUACCACUUCACCAUGGAGCCACACACGGUGCGCGUCAUCCCCUGCGAGGACGGACAGCUCAACAUCUACAGCGCCACGCAGGGCAUCAAACACGUCGUGGAUGUCGUCUCGGACGUCGUCAACAUACCGGCGCACAAGAUCAACGCCGAGGUUCGUCGUAUCGGUGGUGGCUACGGAGGGAAGAUCAGUAACCCCAUUCCGAUCGCAAGUGCCUGCGCCGUGGCGGCUACCAAGCUGAACAAGCCCGUGCGAAUGGUGCUCGACAUCGAGAAUAUGAUCGAAAUGUGCAGCGGACGGUUCCCGUUCAUGAUCACCUACGAGGCUGGUUUUGACGACACCGGCAAGCUGCUGGCGCUCAAGCUUCACAUGAUCACCGACAACGGAUUCUCCAUGUCCACACUGGGCUUCCUGGAGCUCCAGGAGGCACUCAGCGCAGUCAGCGCCAUCUACCGCACAGACAACUGGAACGUGACGCCCGGCACGGUCAAAACCAACUUGCCCAUCAACACAUCCUGCCGCGCACCCGGCACGAUCAACGGUUUCGCGGCGAUCGAAACUGUGAUGCGUCACAUCGCCCACGAGCUCAACAUGGACCCGUGGGAUGUCAAGAAGGUCAACUUCGCGCUGGGAUCCGGAGCAACGCCGCCGCCACCACUCACACCCAACGAUGAGAAGGUCUUCUCCAUGAUGAUCAAGGAGAUGUUCGAAAAGGGAGAUAUUGACGCGCGCAAGGCCGACAUCCGCACCUUCAACAAGGCCAACCGCUGGCGGAAGCGCUCGCUGGCGCUGGUGCCCAUCUCCUACCACAUUAACCUGGCGUUCCGGUAUCCGGCGCUGGUCUCCAUCUACGACAAGGACGGCAGCGUGGCCGUGUCGCACGGAGGAGUCGAGAUGGGACAGGGCAUCAACACCAAGGUGGCGCAGGUCGUGGCCCACGUGCUCGGCGUACCUCUGGAACAAGUAUCCGUGAAACCCAACAACAACCUGGUGAACCCGAACGGCGUGGUGACCGGCGGCAGUCUGGGCAGCGACAUGAACUGCAUGGCCGCGCGGCUGGCCUGCGAGGUGCUCCGCGAGCGCCUGAUGCCCUUCAUGGCCGAGGGACGGCCCUGGCUGCAGGUGGUGCAGUAUGCCUCCGGCAGCGGCGUCAACCUCAGCGCGCACUCGCUCCAGCCGCCGACGACCAACCGCUACUCGGUCUGGGGUCUGUGUGCGGCCGAGGCCGAGCUGGACGUGCUCACCGGCGAGUACCGCUUCAACCGCGUGGAUCUCUACGAGGACGCCGGCAAGGCGCUGUCGCCGCUGGUGGACGUCGGACAGGUGGAGGGCGCCUUCACCAUGGGAAUGGGCGUGCUGCUGUUCGAACAGCUCCGCACGGACCCCAAGACGGGCAGGAAGGUCACCAACCGCGCCUGGAACUACUACCCACCGACGCACAAGGACAUGCCGCGCGACUUCAGGGUGAAGCUGCUGAAGAACAACGUCAACGACGUCGGCAUCUUCAACUCCAAAGCCACGGGAGAGCCGGCGUCCUGCAUGGCCAAUGCCUGUCUGAUGGCCCUCCACCAGGCAGUCGCUGAGGCUAGGAAGGCCGCAGGAUUGAAGGACUGGAUCACCAUAAACUCGCCCAGCACGGCGGAGUACACUCAGAUGGCCUGCGAGACCACGCCCGAGAUGCUGGUCAUCACAUAGACACGGACGCAGCACGGUUCCACAGCGCUGGAGAGUGCAGAGGUCGCGGCAUCGAGACCGGCACAAUGAGCAGACAAACAGCAUGGCAACGAGACAACGGCCAACGAGCUCGUUGUUGUAAAACUGUCUGAGAGAAACGCGGGAGAUCUGAAUGACAGGCAAUCGACAGGAUUGUCGUCAUACCACCUUGCUGAGUGUGACCAAUGGAAAAGUUGCGAUUGCACAAUAGCUACGAUUGCAUCAAGUGACGGACGAAUAUAGAUUCAGGGGUCACAUAUAAAUAUCCCAUUAAUGUCCGUCCACCUUAGACGCUUUGGAGUUCAAAGCAACAGUUAUAGCGUAGACAUAUCUCUAUCUUCAUUGGUGACAGCAGCGGUAGUACCUAGUUUUCACGAUUCGUUCACCCUCUCGUAGCAUCUAAUCGAUCUACCUUUCCUCCCGAACGAAAUAAAACAUUGCAGAUCAGUUACAAUGUGACAUAAAAUAUCACUUCUUAGAAGACAUGCGUUGCCCAACUAUAGCGUUAUAUUGUGUGUAUCUUUGGUGAAGGAUUCUUAGAUAUUGAAGAGAUAUAUUUUGUUUCAAUAAACAAUAUAUUAUAUGAAAGUC